This is a messenger RNA of Columba livia (rock pigeon), 3518 nucleotides long. RefSeq names its product ER lipid raft associated 2 (gene ERLIN2). Gene Ontology annotation, biological process: SREBP signaling pathway. Gene Ontology annotation, molecular function: ubiquitin protein ligase binding; cholesterol binding. The record is from RefSeq and is a predicted model, not a curated record. The transcript has 11 exons. Lineage: Eukaryota; Metazoa; Chordata; Aves; Columbiformes; Columbidae. The coding region runs from base 81 to 1109 and encodes 342 amino acids. Gene Ontology annotation, cellular component: endoplasmic reticulum membrane; endoplasmic reticulum.
CGCUGAGGCGGCGGAAGGCGCGGUCGCGCGGUGAUGACGUCAGAGCGGCGCCGGGCGACGGAGCGGGCCGAGCCGCGGGCAUGGCCCAGCUGGGCGCCAUCGCUGCGCUGUCCCUCAGCUUCCUCGCCGCCGCCUUCCUCUCGGCCAUCCACAAGAUCGAGGAGGGGCACAUCGGCGUCUACUACCGCGGCGGCGCGUUGCUGACCUCCACCAGCGGGCCCGGCUUCCACCUCAUGCUGCCCUUCAUCACGUCCUACAAGUCAGUGCAGACCACGCUGCAGACGGAUGAGGUGAAAAAUGUUCCUUGUGGUACCAGUGGAGGAGUGAUGAUUUAUUUCGACAGGAUCGAGGUGGUGAAUUUCCUCAUCCAGAGCGCAGUGUACGACAUAGUGAAGAACUACACCGCUGACUAUGACAAAGCUCUCAUCUUCAACAAGAUCCACCAUGAGCUGAACCAGUUCUGCAGUGUCCACACGCUGCAGGAGGUCUACAUCGAGCUGUUCGAUCAGAUUGAUGAAAACCUUAAACUGGCGUUGCAGCAAGACCUGACUACGAUGGCCCCUGGAUUAAUUAUACAGGCAGUUCGAGUUACAAAGCCAAACAUCCCUGAAACAAUCCGGAGGAAUUAUGAGCUCAUGGAGAGCGAGAAGACGAAGCUGCUGAUCGCAGCGCAGAAGCAGAAGGUGGUGGAGAAGGAAGCGGAGACGGAAAGGAAGAAAGCCCUCAUCGAGGCAGAAAAAAUUGCACAAGUUGCUGAAAUAACGUAUGGACAGAAAGUGAUGGAAAAGGAGACGGAGAAGCGAAUUUCGGAGAUUGAAGAUGCUGCAUUUCUUGCAAGAGAGAAGGCCAGAGCGGAUGCUGAAUGCUACACUGCUAUGAAAAUAGCCGAGGCUAACAAGCUGAAGUUAACUCCCGAGUACUUGCAGCUGAUGAAAUACAAGGCUAUCGCGGCGAACAGCAAGAUCUAUUUUGGCAAAGAUAUUCCCAACAUGUUCAUGGACUAUGCGGGAAGCCAGACCAAAUUUGCAGAGGGACUGGCAGAAGGGAUCCGAGAAGAGGAUGGGGCAGGAGCCAGCGAGGACACAAAACUACUUCAUAACAUCAACUGAAAAGAUUUCUAUCCGUUUUAUAUCAAAAGAAACAUGAACUGGGAAGUUUGGUUUUGUUUUCCCUCCUUAUUGAAAGAGAUGGAUCUGAUUUAAUCCUUUCAGUCUUUUGUAUGACAAUUAGGCGCAAACACUUAGGUAUUGAUGGGGUGUUUUUCAGGUAAUUUCCAGGCAGCCAUCUCCAGGUAUGUCCCAGAUGCCCCUGUCCCUGCUCUUGGACAUCCAGACCCAAUCAUUCCGGAGCGGCAGCUGGAGUGUUCUGCAGCCAGCUUACAUGGGUGCUUUCUUAAUUUUGGGUUGAGGUGGUUUGUAGCAGUCGGAAGUGAAGAAAUGUUGCGGUUUGGAGGGAGGGGAGUUGCUGCUACUUUUUUUUCUUGCUGGCAAUUUCGAGUACUCUAUUUCAACCCCCUUUUUAAACAGAGGUGCUGGAUUUUGACACUGGCGUGUCUGCGAAGGACCUGGUCCCCGCGCAGGGCACCGAGCCUUAGACCGGCUGUCACGCGGGGGCCCAAACUUCAUUUUCUGCAUCUUAAUGCUGGUUUGGUUUCUGUUGGCUGUAUUUGGGGAGGGCAAAGGGGAGGCGGUGUUCUGGGGCUUUUGCCAGCAGUUUGGGUGCCGGGGUGCAGGCGUGCUGCUGGAUAGCUGGGCUUGGUUUUUGGCAAAACCAGACUGCAAGCAUGAUAUUGUCACAGCCGUCAUAGUCAGAACAACGAGGGAGAAAAGCAUUUUUGUCUCGGGGACCCUGACUUUGCAAAAAGCCUUAUUGGCGAGUGUCUGUGUGAAUGACCAGUCCGUGGUCGUUACAGGACGUUUUCUGCCUCUGCAAGACCAGCUGGAUUUCAGUGUUGAUAGGGUCUCACUAGAAAGAGGAUGUUCAGGUGAACUGAAAUGAGUGGAACUGAGUCACAGUUGGUUUUGGUUUGGGGUUCUCGAUUUUGUUUGGUGUUUUUUUUCUGAACAGACCUUGUGAGAGGACGAUUUCCUGGUAGCAAAGGACACAAAACUUCCUACUGAGAAGUCAGAGUCAACAAAAGAACCUCUGGGCUGUCCAAAGAUAACUUUUCCUUUUUCGCUCAGAACAUAACGUACCUUUCAUUUCAGAAAACUGAUUAAAUCUUCACAGACCAGAUGCAGAGAGGUAAUAAGGUUUUGUGUGACGCACAUGCGAAGCUUGAAGGGGUGUUAGAGACAAAAGUUCAGGCCUAAAGAGAACUUGGUUUUUUCUCUCCCUGAUCCAUCUGCCACUUGGCAGGAGAGCCUGUUUAUUAAUUGCUGUUACAAUUUGCGGCCAAUAUGGUAAUAGGAGAUGAAGCGAGUUGAAGUGCUGACUUAGUUGUCAGAGACCAGCCUAUUUAUUGCAUUUACAAUCUUGUGCCCCAAACGCUUGCUACCUACGACCCUUGGUUUCACUCCUCAGUGUUUUAAAUGUGCAUUAAUGUUUUCCAUAAGGCGAUCACACUAAGAUAGAAAUCUGAUGAAUUACAGCUGCUGGUUCCAGUGUUUUUACUUGAGUUUUCUUUUCCCUGUUAGGAAAGUGACUUGAAAAUGCAAAAUGAAAGAUAAGCAUCAGUUUCUGCUGGAGAAAAGUCCCAUCUCCUACUGGAAAAUAGGAGCUAAGGGAAGUUCCCUCUCCAGACCUAUUAGACAACGCAGCGGUCAGAAAAAUGCAUCACUAGGUAGGCUGUAAUAUUGCCGACUUUUAUAAAUAGGUCUCUGCAGGAAGAUUAUGAACAGGGAUUAGCAGAAACUUAGGAAUGAGGUACCAGAACCUCAGCCUUUGAGGAUGAUCUCAUUGGGGUUGUUCUACGUUCACGUUAGAGAUUUCCAUUAGUAACUAAACUCUACUUUUUAUGCCAGCAUUUUUCACUAAUGAAAAGACCCAGAUAAGCCAAAGUGGUAUUAUAAAGUAUGUUUUUGUAUGACUUCAUGGUAAGACAAUAGUUUGGAAAAAAUAGGUCUUAAUGCUUUUUUAAAUUGAAAACAUUACUGCUAAAGUAUUCUUGUAAUUUAAAUUGUAAUAAGGGUAAAAAAAGGCAAAAACAAAGUUGAAACCAUGCCAGUCUUCACAAGCCCAAAUCCAUUGAUGCAUUUCAUUUGGCUUUCUUCAUUGUAUGUAUAGCUCCCUUAAUUUUCCAGACUAGAUCCGUCACUACAUGUAAAUCUGUAUUCCAUCUAUCUCUGUGUAGUUUUGUCCUAAUUUCUAUAACCUGAGCUCUUGAGAGGCAGAUCUGAGUUUUAAACCCACUCUGUGUAACAAAGGAAAUGCAGGUUUGUGGCACUGCUGAUACCCAAGAGCCGCCGGCGGAGCGCGGUGACGCUUCACCAGUACAGUCCUUGAUCUCCUUACCGAUUGAACUCGAAGCCUUUUUAUUUUGGUAUUUGCUAUGACAAUAAAAUGGCCUUCAAUUUUAA